CUUCGCAUGAACGCUUGACUCAGGGAAUCUUCAAAGUCUUGCCACUCUCUUUCCACCCUGUUUUCUCUCUCUCUCUCUCUCUCUCUCUCUCUCUCUCUCUCUCUCUCUCUCUCUCUCUCUCUCUCUCUCUCUGCAUUUGACUUUCCUCUCUUGGCUCCACCGUCAUCCACUCGCAUUUGCAUGAAUGACGUUGUGUAUUUCCUUCAUCAGUAAAACCAACGAGUAGAAGCAGAACCAGAAGUGGAACAGGGCCUCACAAAAAGGCGAGGGUGACACCCACACCCCGAUCGUCCUCACCGUGUUCCUGCCGAACUCUCUGCUCUCCUCCGGCGGGUGGAACUGGCCAAGCAAAGUUCAGCAUUUACAACAGGUGGUGAGUUCCAGUAAUUAGCAGGCUCCGUUGUCCUGGCACGACGAGGGCGCCGUUACCAUGGCAACUGGCAAGCAGGGCUUUGUGAGAGCUGCCGUACCUCAGCACUCGGUCUCGGCACAGAGAGAGGGAGAGAUGCAUGUCCAGGCCUCACUAGCUGCCAUGUACAUCCAAGCAGUGCCUGGCCUGCCCGCGGCCGUGCAGGACGCGGGCGUCAUACCCCUGUCCGUGCCGAUGAUGUGCACCAGUCCGGCGGUGCCGUUACUGACACUGCACUUGUCCGGCAGCUCGGUGUUGCAACAGCAGAGGCCUGAUGCUCCAGCAGCCUUAGCCAGGCCCAAGGCAGCGGGCAAGCACGUGUGCCCGCACUGCAGGCGGGACUGCCUGAAGCCCAGCGUGCUGGAGAAACACCUCCGGUGCCACACCGGCGAAAGGCCGUACCCCUGCACCACCUGUGGAAUCUCCUUCAAGACGCAGAGUAACCUCUACAAGCACAAGCGCACGCAGGCCCAUGCCCGCCUCUCCAGCGAAUCAGGGAAGGGCACUUUCAGCAACCAGGAGAGCACCGAGAGCUCGAGGGAGACCUGCUCCAGUCUGGAGUUACCGAGUGGCGACCCUGCUGAAGUCGACGAAGGCGAUGCUGUCGCCGCCGCUCCGACGAUGGUUGCUCGGGUCGGCUCGGUGGAGGGGAAGGCAGGGUCCGAGACGGAGCAGACUGUGGAGGUCGCGCUCCAUGCUUCACCAGCACACAGACAGCAGGAUUCCCUGAACCCUGCAGGCCGACAGGUGCCGCUAUCAUCCGAAGGCGUAAAUGAGGCAUCUUCUACACAGACGGACAGCCCAAUCAGAGCACCGUUGACUCCAAAUCGCACGCCUCUUCAGAGGCAGGAGGCUCUCCUCCCCAAGCUGUCCCGGGGGAAGACUCAAAGUCAUGGCAGCACAGACUCGGGCUUCAGCGAAGGCAGUGAACCGAGCUUCACCUCCAGCCCUGGGGCUACCUUACACGACCUCAGCAUGGAAUCUUUGGCCGAGUCUAGUAUGGAACUUCAGGAACCUGGAAGCUCCAGGAUACCAUCAGAUGUGAGCCAUGAUGAUGACAGAAGCAAAGUCUCCAUUCAGGAGAAACAAAAGCUGGAGGAGCACAUCUUGAAGCUCAUAUCUGACAACAGCAUGCUAGUGGACGAUAAACACCUGCUGAACGUCCGUCCCAGGAAGACAGUGCUGUCGAAACAAGGCAGCAUUGACCUUCCCAUGCCUUACACUUACAAGGACUCCUUCCAUUUUGAGAUGAGGAGCAGCAAGCACCCGGUUUCCAGUUCACAGAGGCAAGACAGAAGAGGUAAGGCCAUUUACAGUUCCGUGCCCACGCAGUACUCCAUCAGCUUUGAGCAUGCCCCGCUAACCCGAAGCAGUUCUUUGCCAUUCAGCAUGGGCAUCCAGAACAGCGAGAGGACGGCAUCACCUCGCCAAGGAGGCAACAUCCCGCUGAGCAGGAGGUGUAGCGCGGGGAACAUCUGCACUUUCACAUCCGUGGAUCAGAAUCCACCCGGCCAUCGCUUGCUAGUCAGACAGGCGGCGGUGGACUGCCUGAUGGGGGCAGAGGUCUCACCCAUGGAGAGAGGCAGUCACGGCAGCCUCAGCUCUGAUGGAGACUGCCCUGACACCGCAGCGGAGUUGGUCGCCAAAAGGUGCCGCCGGAAGAAAGCGCAGAAGUUCGCUUAUAACAAGUGGUACAUGUACGGCGACGGGACGUUCAAGAAGCUCUAUGACACAGAGACGGGCAGCUCGCAGAAGAGCAGGACGGCGACGCUUAGUGUGGAGCAAACAGAAAGCCAGGGGAUUCAAGCAAGCCAGCAGAGAGAAAGCAGUUCCACCGUGUCUUCCUGCUCUGCUGCGUGCCUGCCCCCUACUGUUAACGUGCCCCCGGCACGGACAAGCAGUCAAGUUAUUUCCUCCUAUGUACUCCUGCAGAGUCACUUGAUUAAUCAAACAACACAGCCAUUGCAGGCUGGACUGUCCAAUCAGAACACAGCUCCACUCUCUGACAACGAGACGGGUUGUGUGAAAGGAAUGGAGGAAAAAAGCAAAAGAGCGGAAACGCAAGUAUCAAGUCUCAUCCCUUCGGAGAGGAAGAAACAAAAGACAGAAGAUGAGCGUUCUGCAUUGAAUGAAAACACAGAUACACAGACGAGGCAGCAAUGCACGUUCACCUCUGGAAGCCGUCGGUCAAACCCCAGCAUGUGUGAUGUGACGAAUCAGUCCUUGCAGUCGGUAUGUGGUAGUCUGCUUGAGAGUUCAAGUGCAACAGGACUGCAGAAGGACAACAGGUUAAACCUUCACAGACAGGGCAGUCUGACCAGUCUGCUUCCUCCAAAUCAGAGGCAGCUCCUUUCUAAGAGGCACAGCUCGCCUCUUUUUGUGGCCCGCGAGAGUGGGACGUCCAGGUGUCCCUCUGCAUCCUCCAUUGACUCUGCCCCUCAAGCCAAGCCCAGCUUCCUGCCCAUGUACCAGCUCAAGAUCCCAUGUUUCACAGAUGGAGCUUCAGAUUCACAUCAUCGCAACCCUGCUUUGCCCAAACCGUCUUUAGCAAGCUACCAACCUGCCCGGCAGGGUCUUCACAAAACAAGCUCUCCGUCUGUUCCACAGUGUCAGUCAGCUACGGAGGUCGUGUCCCUUGGACAGGAGCAUCAAGGUACUCUGACAAAGGCAAGGACUAUGAACUCUCUUGCAUGCAAAGGGCAGGGUGAUCAUGCAUUAGAAAAACCACAGACACUGCAUCAGCCUAGUAGUUACACGUCCAUCAUUUCAGCUACAGCCACACCAGUCUCGUCCACCCCGCACAGCAGACCUGCUAUCACGCCAGCGCAAACUCAGAGCACACCGUAUACCAUCCACGGCAUGUCAGCAGGUCCUGUAUCAUCAGUCCUGAGUCAGCCCUGUCAAACUUUCACACCCCUGGGGCACAAUCAAUCUGUCACUGUUAGCACAACACACAGCACAGUCUCAUCACUGAGUCACUGUUCCACGGCAACGAAAACCAGCCAAAAUUACACUGCGACUAUGGCAUCACUAGCACAAAACAGUCCUGCCACAGCUGUAGUUAUCUCGAAGAAGCCAAUGGACACACAUGCGCCGGUGUGUCAGAGCUCAACGGACAGUGCCCCUCUGGGGAUAAGUCACGCUGAACUGCAAGGAUGCCAGUUUGAGGACAAGAUGUUAUUAGUGAAUGACUCAUUGCAAUCCCUGGCUCAGGACACGUUUUAUGUGCGAACGGCAGACCUCCAGAUCAUCAUGCAACUCAUUUCGGAUGAGCAGUUAGCCCUGAUAGAGCCAAAGAUCGAAACACAGGACUGUAAUCUACAUGGAGGUCAUUCUUUUCCCCACCAAGAUUCAGAAACUUCUCAGCCAGACACAGUCCAAACAAGUGUUUCACAGGAAAUACAUAAGCAUUGCUCAGACCACAUUGUAACACAACCGUGUGUGUCGGAGAGUGACACGAACAGUAGCACAUUCAGCAAAAUUCUGGACAUAAUACCACUGUCAUCUGCAGCAACAGAGCUUCAAAAUAGUGCAGAAAGUGCAAAAGAUGCUCAUGGCAGACAUCCUGAAAAUAUUUACUUAACAAAAACUGGGCCAAAAGGGGUUAUUUCAAGCUCUUGUUCAACGACAGCACAUUAUGUGUCAGCUCCACCAGAUAGCAGGGCAAACCUGUUAGGACAACAGUGUAAAUUGCAAAAGACCGGUGUUGUGGCAAAAGAGUUGGAAGCUGCCGGGUGUGGGGUUACCAUUACAUCAUAUGCUAAACAAAGCCCUGGUGAGACACUGGGAGAAGCAGACAAGCCCACCGCCGAACCAGGGAGUGGACCCCAGUCCCACAGCCCUUCUGCCCACGGCUCCAAAAGCUUCUCAGUGUCCACAAUUAGAGAAGGGAAUCGAGAUGCCACGGGCAGCCCAGGAACUGUCCACGUGCCUGCGGUGUCUCUCAGCAGGCCUGAGGCACCCACGGAGAGAGCACCUAGGUCAUCCGUGGAGAAAGUCCCAUUUUGGCCAGACAUUACUGUUUUAUCUGACACAUGGCAACCAGAAGUUCGUCAGCCUGUGCUGACGACCGCGGGACAGCACAAGCCACACCAUCUGCCAUCAGCCACGUCCACGUCUACGUCUACGUCUACGUCUAUAGAAGGAGAGAGAGCUGAGACCGAGGCAGGAGCGACGUGUGUCUUGGGGGAACCGCGGCUCACACCUGCCUCCUUCUCACCGGCUGCUUCAAACCAAACGGAGCUGCUCACUGCAGCACAGCCGAGCCAGCUGAACCCCUGCCAGGGAGCACAUACCUCUCCCGCUCCCGAGAGAAAAACCGCCUCCGGAAGUGCAUCGGUCCCUGUGGCAUGCCAACAGCAGCCUUUAAGUCAGAGUGGUGCCUGUGGAUGGGACGAGUCCAAACUGGGCUGUGAGGCGCAGGGAAAUGAAACCUGCAGUCCAGGCCAGGCGUCCGGACAACAUUUAUCCCAGCGAGCCUGUUGUGCUCAGAGACCAGCAGUUAUCUGGAGUAACGGAGAACAAGGGAAGACGCUGACAGCCAGGACUGCACAGGCGAUCGCUGUUCGUUUCAGCCCACGUAGGCCAGUGUCCAAGGGUACCCGGGAGGAAAGGGUUAAAUGUGAAAAGAACAUUGGAGCAGUGGGCCAUGGCAAUCAGGAUUCCUGCUCAGGGCCUUGGCUGUGUGGUUCUCUCCAAAGCUGGCGGGCCCACUGGGAAGCUGGGACGGGGCUCCAGGGAUGGGCGCCCCAGGAACCCAAGACCCAAGAAGAGGAGAACAAAAGAGAGGGGACAACAGGCCCUGCCAGAGUCAAGCAGACAGCAGUGAACCCUCGUCCACACCUUACCCAGACUGUGACUAAUGUCUGUCACAACACAUCACAACCUGCACAGCUUGACAUGUCUAGUGUUCCUCACAAUUAUACUCCAGCUCUGUGUGGAGCAACAACCCUUUCCCGUGAUAUUCCUGCUCCUUGUCAAGGGGACUGUGCUUCUCUCAUCAACUCGGAGCAAGUCAGAGUUAGCGGCAGUGCCGGUGAGAAAGCGGCUCAAGAACUAAUCAGCCAGAGCACAGUGAAGGAGGGUGAUGGAGUUCCUUCAGGAUGUCACAAGUGGUUUUCAUCAUUACACCCAGGGCACAAUGACCCAUCAUGUGGACAUUCUUCCUCAGAAAAUGUCAUCCAGGAGGAAGUUCCAAAAGAAACUCAUGUGAAGAACUCUGCAGUUCAGACUCCAUCGAGGAGAUCACAGUUACCAGAACACAAAACGGACAGGACAGCAGAAUUGAGUAUAUCGACCGAACCCUGCGUGACAUUAGCACCUUCUAACACUGCAACCUGCGAGGCAAUAAAUAACACGCCUGCAGAUCCCAACUCCCCAUGUCCAAAUCUAAACAAUAGCUUUGCCACACACUCUAAAUUAACGCGUGUGUCCAUCACACACGGUAAUCCGACAGAACCUUAUGCAUCACAGUGUCAUUUGGGUGGUGGCUACGUGGAUGUAGAAGGAGCCUCCAGCAGUAGUGAUGAUGAGGGAAAACUAGUCAUAGAACUUGAGUAGAGACACACACAGGUGCUGAUGCUCCGUAAACUUCACACUUUGUUUUAUGUGUCUUGGGCUCCAUUUUUGUUUGUCCAUUCAUCAAAUCGAAAUCUCUCUGCAUUUCUGCAAUAUAGUGCUAACACCCACCUGCAAAUGCACCUGUGCAAUGAAUCAUGCAACACUGUACACUUUAAAAUAGUUUGCCCACUACUUGAUUAGGGGAUCUGGGUGAAUGUGGUGUACAGUAACCACACAGGAAUGUAUUUAGCUACCAACCUCCUGUGUGUGAUACAAAAUUACUCAGCUGCAGAAAACAGGAAGUAGCUGCACGAAUCUACAUUCUCAUGGUCAGUGGGAUUCUACAGGCAUCAGUCAUCAGUACAUUAAAGAUCACAUGGAUAUGAAUAUUCAGCAGCAUGGUAGCCUAUAGCAGUCUGGCAGUCAUCUCGGUCUCUUAUUGCCCUUUCCUGUCACUUGCUUUGUUUUAAUAGGUUGCUGUUGAAUAUGAAUUAAUUAAGCAAAUGUCUGUCAUGUACAGCCUUGUCAUAUGUGAACUUUGCAACCUGUUUUCUAAGGUGCAGCUUGUUGACAAUGCGGCAUACAACAGAAUAUGAAUUAAUUCAGCGAAAAUGUCUGAAAAUGAUCAUUCCAAUAUUGUGAUCAGCAAACAUUUAUGCUUCUAAUAAAAUACACAGUACAUAC
Electrophorus electricus (electric eel) is the source of this 6652-nucleotide messenger RNA. RefSeq names its product zinc finger protein 831 (gene znf831). NCBI's taxonomy places the organism in Eukaryota, Metazoa, Chordata, Actinopteri, Gymnotiformes, Gymnotidae. The record is from RefSeq and is a predicted model, not a curated record.